UCAGUAACCCCAACAUGCACUAGACUUCAAAGUCCCACAGACGCGCGCUGCAGCUGACCUGAGCCGGUGUGGCUGUCCAUAGCUGUGCAGGAAUGAGGCGUCUGUUGGCUCUCGCGCUGCUGCUGCUGAUGCACGCGGCGGCGAUGGAGGUUCACGAGGAAGACUACACCGAGGAGGACGAGAUGAUCCUGUCCCUGAUCCGCAAGGACGACUCCCAGCCUGAGCUCGAGUCGGCGCCGUCCGGCCAAUUCCUCAGGUGCACCAAGGCCGCGUGGCGCGUGCCCGGUCACUACAUCGUGGUGCUGCGAAGCGGGACGCACGAGAACCAGGUUGCGCGCACUAUGCGCGCGCUGAGAGCCAAAGCGGCGAGGCGCGGCUAUCUGACAGAGAUCACGCGUACUUACUCUGGAGCUGUGCGAGGGUUCCUGGUGAAGAUGAGCAGCGAUGUCCUGCACAUGGCGCUAAAGCUGCCUCAUGUGGAUUAUAUCGAAGAGGACUCGACGGUGUUUGUGCAAGGCUUGCCAUGGAACCUGGAGCGCAUCAUCCAGACCAAGAACCAGAGCGGAAAAUACACACCACCCAAUGAUGGAGCUCAGGUGGGGCUGUACCUCAUGGACACCAGCGUGCAGACCAGUCACCGUGAGAUCGAGGGCAGAGUGAUGGUGACAGACUUCAACAGUGUGCCAGAGGAGGAUGGGGUCAGAGUUCACAGACAAACCAAUCAGUGUGACAGUCACGGCACACACACAGCAGGGGUGGUAAGCGGGCGAGACUCGGGCGUGGCACGUGGCGUCAGUGUGAACAGCGUGCGAGUGCUCAACUGCCAGGGCAAAGGCACAGUUUCAGGAGUUCUGGCAGGUCUGGAGUACAUUCGUGCAUCUCUGCAGGUUCAGCCCAUCAGUCCUGUGAUCAUAUUGCUACCAUUUGCAGGGGGGUUCAGUCGUACUCUGAACACUGCUUGUCGUGAGAUGGUUCGGUCUGGUGCAGUUCUUAUAGCUGCAGCAGGAAACUACCAGGAUGAUGCCUGUCUGUACUCACCAGCCUCAGAGCCUGAGGUGAUAACAGUGGGUGCCACCAAUGCUGCUGACCAGCCGCUGAGUGCAGGGACCACAGGCACCAAUGUGGGCCGCUGUGUGGAUCUGUUUGCCCCUGGUGAUGAUAUCAUCAGCGCCUCCAGUGACUGUCCCACCUGUUUUACCACCAAGAGCGGCACAUCACAGGCAGCUGCACUCGUUGCCGGUAUAGCUGCGGUCCUUCUGAACGCAAACCCCAAAGCCAGCCCUGCUGACGUGCUCCAGCUGCUACGUCAUCACUCAGUCCAGCAGGUGAUGAAUCCAGACUCUCUCCCUGCAGAACACCGCCUCACUACCCCUAACGUGGUGGCUGCCCUGCCCAAAACUACUGCACCUUCAGGCAAUCCUCUGCUGUGUCGCUCUGUUUGGUCAGAGAAGUCAGGGGUCGCAAUCUCCGAUACAGUAGUGGCUCACUGUCGUCAGGGUGAAGAGAUGUUCAGCUGCUCCAGCUAUUCACCAAACGGAGCCCGAGCUGGAGAAAGAAUAGAGGUGAGGGAUGGGCAAAAGCAUUGUGUGGCACACAAUGGCAUUGGAGGAGAGGGUGUGUAUGCCAUAGCCCGCUGCUGCACAGGGAACAAUGUGCAGUGCCAAGCCCAUGCCAGCCCUCAGACAGGCAUGGACGCAGAGUGCCCCAGCCCAGAGCAUCAGCUCACAGGCUGCAGCUCUCACUUUGAGUCCGGAGGCGUGGCUGACCCCAUGAGGCCUCUCCACGGCAACCGUAAGGCGUGUCCUGCCAGAACUCGUAUGACAUCGUAUGCUUCCUGUUGCCACGCCCUCAGUCUGGAGUGCAGAUUGAAUGAGCAUUACCCCUCUGGCUUUACGGAGCAGGCGGAGGUGUCGUGCGAGGACUCGUGGACGCUGACAGGAUGUAACUCUGUGUCACAGGGUUUCAUCACUCAUGGGGCGUAUGCCCGGGGCAACACCUGUGUGGUGCGGGCGUCCGGAGAGGACAGAGGAGCUGCUGCCAUUGCCAUCUGCUGCAGGUAUCGGCCACUUGAGCAGGCGUCCAGCAAACACAGCCACGAUCAAGGCAACCAGUAAUGUGCACUGCUUUAUACGAGCUAUUAUCAGCCAGCUGUCCACUCCACAUCCCCUGAACUUUGUUUCUGAGUUGCAAGUUGUGUGGAGUGACCUGCAUUGUCCAUUGCACUGUACAGUCCUGCUUUCACAAAAAAAGGGGGGAACGUGUUGGAGAGAGUUUGGCAAUAAAAAAUUGACGAUUUUCCCAUUAUCCUCAAUUUAUUUGAUCAGUCAAGACAUGUUUGGUGUCUGAAGACUUUCCUUUAGUUUAGUACAGGAGUUAAAAGGCUCACAUCAAGGUGCUACCACAGUGUGCAAUGUGCAUCAUGUCAUGAACCGUAUCUAGUUGUUAAGUAACCCGAGACUUGUUCUUGUGAUUGACACUGUAUAGCAAACUGUUGUCUGUAAAAGUGGACACAUGGACGAAAUUCAGGCUACUAGUAUGUUAUGCUGCAUUUGAGGUAGAGAAUUGUCAAUUUGACUUUUUACAGAAAGAUCGCUUUAUUGAGACCAGUUAGAGAGUGAGAUUUAAAGUCUAACAAUCCAGUGUUGGUUUUCAUGACGUUUCAGUCUGGUAUACUUAACCCUAACCAAAACACAAGGGUUCUCUGACGUGAUGCCAUAGAUUAACCACAUUUGUUUUUUUGUUUGUUUUGAAAAUUCUGAAAGUUUAAAUUUGUUUCAUUUUAAAGAAUUGUCCACUGAAAGGAAACACUCCCAAGAAACCUUUUGACACUUGUGUAUGGGGAUCAUUACCUCUUGGUUUCAAAGCCAGCACAAAGAAAGUUUCCUUUUGGGUUUCUCUCUGCUACUAAAACUGUGGAAUAAAGAAAUGUUUGGCAAACCAUUUCAGUUAACCAUUUACUGGACCAUCAGCCAUGCCUAAUACGUGGUCACUUGUCUCAGUGGAAUACAAAUCACUGUUCAUGUAGUCAUUUGUUAAGCCUUUUUUUAACUUUCCUUCUCAUUCCAGUGAUGUUCACUACGCUUCCUUUUUUAUUUGCCAAAUCCUGAUAUUUCUGGACUGACUCCAUUAUCAACCCUUUUUGCAUGCACUGAAUAUAUUCUCUUUUUGUAAAUGUAUUUUCUUGUUUUGUAAGAAUAAAAUGAUUCACCUUCAAA
Molecule: messenger RNA, 3215 nt
Organism: Pygocentrus nattereri (red-bellied piranha)
Lineage: Eukaryota; Metazoa; Chordata; Actinopteri; Characiformes; Serrasalmidae
Gene: pcsk9
Product: proprotein convertase subtilisin/kexin type 9
Exons: 12
Coding region: 93-2114 (673 amino acids)
Biological process (GO): proteolysis
Molecular function (GO): serine-type endopeptidase activity
Source: RefSeq, a predicted model, not a curated record